AUGUCCAAACUAAAUGUUUAUGAAAAACAAGAUAGUAAUUUAUCAAGGAAUUCAUUCGUUCGAUAAAAUACAACUAAAAAUCUAAACGGAUAGAAAUCUUUAUUUUCAAAAUUAUCCAAUACAUUGUUUAAAGCUUAAGAAGAUGGUAAAUAAUUGUGAAUUUUUAGAAAUAUAAUUUUAAACCAAAGGGUAGGAACAUUGUACGAAAAUUAUUAUGUAUUUGCUUCUUAAUUUUGAUGGAAUGGAAUAAUAUUUGAAAAAAUAAUCAGUUCUUGCUCCUCUUAAUUCAUACUCUCCAAUUACCAAACCAGUUGAUGAUAUACGUUUAAUUAGAACGUAAAAUAUAUAUAUAUGCAAGUGAACUGAUGUAUUAUUUCCAAAUAAUUUCUGUCAGAGAUUUUCAUGACUUUUAUGUUGAUUUUUAUGCUACUUUUGAUAAAAAUAAAAAUUUUUCUUUAGAACCAACAGAAUUUAAGUAAUUAUUGGACAUCGCUGUAAACAAAUGCGUUGGUCCAAAAAAAUUUAAAGUUGUAACAGAUAUUGUCCUUAAUGAUCCUUCAUCAUAUGAUAAUCAGUUAGACGAUAAAAUUAUCAAUGAAAUGAUAGAUUAUUUUAGAGAUUUAGAAAAAGAAUCGAAAAUCGAUUAUUUACUAUUGUUUCCUUUUAUUUUAGCUUUUUUUUUAGAAUUUACUUAUUCAUAAAUAAAAUAUAGGUAAGGAAGAUUAGAUUUGAUGAGGGGCACUGAGGUUAUUAAAGGAAAAGAAGUCGAAAUUAAGAAUAUCACUAGUUUAGUAACAAUUCUUAAAGAGAUGGGCAUAGAUUAUAUAAGAGAUAAAAGAACAACAUGCCUUUCUUAUAGGGAUGUUGAGAAUGUUUUAAUAAAAUUAAAAAACAUAUAAAAAUGGAUAACAUUUGAUAUAAUCAAGUAAAUAAUUAAUCAGCUGGCAAAGUUGAUGGAAGUUGAUCCAAAAACUUAGAAUGAAGGCAGGCCUUUGAAAUUGUAUAAAAUCGUAAACUUUUUAGCUUUAAAAUUAUGCAUUCAUUAGAAUUGCUUGAAUAUUAGUAAACAAGAUAAAAAUAAAUCAAAACCCCCAUCAGUUUAUUUAGAAAUUUUAGUAUUGUGGAACUCAGCCAUGUUUGGACAUAUCAUGAAGGAAGCUACAAUCAAAUAAUAAUUUUCUAAGUUUCUACAUAAGCAUUAUAAAGAUUAAACUUAAUUUUCUAGACCAGAAGCAGUUAAAUUAUUGGAAACAUUCUUUAAAAAAAAAUUUUAAUUAAUGCCAAAAGAUUUAAUAAAAGUGAUUUUAGAGUAACAUUCUGAAAUGUAAAGUAAGAAAAUAAUUACUACUGAAAGCCUGGCUAAUGAAUUAUUCAAUAUGAUGUGCAAAGAUGGUUAUCGAAAAUUAUAAGAAUACAUUAGAAUAAGUUAUGAUGGAGUUAAUAAAUUGAAUGGAGAUAGAAUUAACUAGUAUUAGAGAUAAGGAAAAGAUUUUCAGGAGGAUUCUUAAAUUAAUUCACCUCCAUCAAGCGAGAAACAGUAAUUUGAUGAAAAAUCGAAAAAAUCUUAAGUUUCUAGUAAACAUAAUCAAAAAAUUGAGAGAAAUGAAUCAGAAUCAGAGGAAAGUGAUCGUGAUAGAGAAUUGACAACUAAAAGUAAAAUCAAGAGGAUUGUCAAAGUAAUCAGUUCCGAAUAGGCAUUUGCUUAGAAGGCUGAAUCAAAGAAAGAUGUUCUCAAAGCUUGCUUAAUUAUGGAUAGCUUUUUAAAAAGAUAAAGUCAAAUUCAUUAAAAAAUGUAAUAAAGCAAAUAUAACUAAUUGGAUGAUACACAUAUAGUAACGAAUGAAAAUCAAGAGAUUGAAUAAGAAACUACUAAUAAUUAAAAAAUUGAUGAGGUCUCUUCAGAAAAAAAGAAAAUUGUAAAAUAAAUUAAAUUAGAAGAAUCUAAAAAGCUAACCGAAAUUGAAAUGAUAAUUCCAGAAUAAGAAAAAGAUGCUGAAGAAAAAAAAGAAAAACAAAUAUUUAUUUAAUAAAGACCUCAAAUUGUUAUUAAGGAUAUAAAAAAAAAUUAAUAAUCGUAAUCAAAUGAUCUGUUUACUGUUGCUGGAAAAGAUGGUAAAAACUAUGGACCUUCAAAUUUUAAAAAUGCAUAUUACGCAAAUAUGCCUGUUGUUUAAGAUGCAUCUAAAAUUAUGUUUUUAGCUACAUAAUCGAAAUAAUCUUUAUUUUAAUUAACUGAUGAUGUAUAAUCGUUAAAUAUUUUAGGACUUUAAAGAUGAUGAUGGUAAAUUUUAAGUUGUCAUUGAUGAUGUGCAAUUACAAACAUAAAUUUAAUAUUAGUAGAAUUUAGCCAAAGCUAAGAAGCCUAAAGAUAGAUCCUCCACAUGCUAUUAUUGCUAUAUACAAUGA
Messenger RNA from Paramecium sonneborni, 2406 nucleotides. The record is from the annotation of a GenBank genome assembly. NCBI's taxonomy places the organism in Eukaryota, Ciliophora, Oligohymenophorea, Peniculida, Parameciidae.